AUGGACCUGGACAUUGAGAACGGCAGCCAGUUGUCUUUAGCUUGUGUUGGACAUACAAUGCAACAAUCAUCUAUGUAUCGGCAGUACAAUAGAGAUGGAACCUUUAUUUGCCUGACGUUGACAAUUGACACAACAGCUCCAAAUGCUGUUAAUAAUCAAGGGGCAAGAGUAACGGUACUCGACAACAUUCAUUUGUCCGAUAAUGCUGUUGACUUUCUGAGCCUUGGACCAAUUUCAUUUUCAAUUUCACAUCGAAUAGAUGGGUCAACAUUCCGUAAAGUCACAGUAGGCCUCCACAAGCUUCGGGACCAGCUUCGAAUCAGAACUAGGAAUGAAAGUAACCAUCAGCACACUGCACCUAUAAGCAGAAGAGCGUUACCCCCAACACCAUUUCCGCGCAACUUUUAUAAAGAACCCGAACCAGCUCGCGAAACAGACACAAAAUUUAGAAUUCUAUUAUCUGGGGUGUUGUCCGCUUACAACCAUCAUAGACGACUCACCCUUAACAAUCUUACGCGCGAGCAAUGGCAGGGUUUGAAGGAAAUCCGCGAAAUGACUACAAGAGGGGAUAUACGCCUUUCAGUAAGCGAUAAGGGUGGGGAAUUCGUAGUCAUGUCACAGGCUCUUGAUCGGGAAAUAACAAAUCUUCACUUGCAAGAUGAAACGAUCUAUCGCCGCGUAACAGAGAAAGAAUUCCUUGUGCAGUGCAAACGCUUGAAUCAUGUAUGGAUGACUAUGGGAAAAUCUGCUGGCCUUGACGAACGAUUUGUUAGCUGCCUAAAGCUUGACAAACCGACCUGUCCUGUGUUCUACAGCCUCAUCAAAACGCAUAAGCUGAAACCCGAUGAGGUCAACUCAACAUCAGCGGCCACAUUCAAAAUCCGACCAAUAAUAAGUUGUGUGGGAGGACCAACGGAUCGCAUUUCGUGGUUCCUUAAUAAAAUCGUGAGUCAAAUUUUGCCUAAAAUACCAUCUCAUUUGUCGAACACGCACCAUUUCCUUGAGCGAUUACGCAAUGCGAGAGUUGAGGGCAACUGCGUAAUAGAGUCUUUUGAUGUAACCUCACUCUACACGAAUGUAAAAAACAGUGAGGCGCUGCAAGCUCUCUCUGAGAUGAUAGAUUUAUAUGGUAACAACUUGGAAACAUAUGGACUAAGUAAAUCUCGCAUAAUAACGCUUAUCAAGGAAUGCUUGAAUUGUAAUAUCUUCAGGUGGUCAGGAAAUUAUUUCGCGCAACUGAGAGGGCUAGCAAUGGGUCAACGAUUAGCACCAGUACUGGCGAUCCGCUUCAUGAGCAGAAUCGAAGAACCAGUACUUUCGCGUAGACCAAUAAUGUAUUGCAGAUAUAUUGACGACUGUUGCAUCAUAACAUCAACACAGUCCGAAAUGGACGAGUGUUUCCGAAUACUCAACCAACAAUCGCAAUAUAUAAGACUCACACGAGAAACCCCAAAAGAAGGAUGGCUUCCGUACCUCAACACACAAAUAAGUACUUCAAACGGCAUUAUUAGAGUAAAGUGGUAUCGCAAAGAAAGUUGCAAGAACAUCAUAUUGCACGCCAAAUCUGCACAUCCGACUGCAGUAAAACGCGCAGUGAUUCGUAAUAUGUUCAAUAGUGAAGUAUGCACUGGCAACCAAGAACGACACGAAUCACGAAGACUAGCCUUGAAAAUCGCAUGUGCCAAUGGCCAUACACGCAGCAUUAUCCAAGCACAAUUACAAAAUGACGUGAUCUUGGUAAAUAUCCCAAAUGCAAACAUCAAAAGCCAGCUUGUUAGAAACAGACUAUAUGAUAGAUACUGCAUCUGUGAAAGAUGUGUUAUUUGUCCUUACGGAAAAACAGGCGACUGCACAAAAAUAGGGGUAAUAUAUGAGAUUGAGUGCUUGAUAUGCAAUGCAACUUACGUUGGGGAGACCGGUAGGAAUCUUGGAGUGAGGAUUAAUGAACACAUGGCCGGAAAACGACGAAAAAGUUUGAUAACACCACUAGGAAGGCACAGACAUGAGGCCCACAACGGGAACGAUUACGAUGUGAAAUGCGUUAUACUGGCUCACGAAACAGAAAUAUCGGCAAGGAAGACGUUGGAGGCGUUUUUUAUUCUUAAAAGAAACCCUUCAAUGAAUAAUAAGAAUGAAUGCUUGUCCAUAACGAAUGAGUUCUUGCCACUUGUACCGCUCUGUGACCUAUGA
Messenger RNA from Necator americanus (New World hookworm), 2190 nucleotides. RefSeq lists its product as uncharacterized. The transcript is spliced from 4 exons. Lineage: Eukaryota; Metazoa; Nematoda; Chromadorea; Rhabditida; Ancylostomatidae. The record is from RefSeq and is a predicted model, not a curated record. The coding region runs from base 1 to 2190 and encodes 729 amino acids.